AUGAUGAAGCACACAGAGACAAACGCAGACGCGUUAGAGGAUGAUUUAGACUACCAAAUUGACGCCUCUUCAAACGAAUCCGACAACGACAGUCAAUCCCAGUCUUCUUCACAUGAAAUCGAAGCCAAUCAACCUUCUUCAGAUGCUUCUGAAGUCAAAAAAAACAAACGCAAACGCCAACGUCAAAAAUUAAAGGAAAAGAAAAAGCAAAAAUUCGGCACAUCUGGCAAAGAAGCCACUUCUCUUGCCCACUCUCCUGAUAUCUUGUCUGACAUUAUUAACAACCAAAUUCGCAUCAAUUUUAAAGAUCUUUCUGCUGUAGAAUUACAAGACAGGUUUAUCAAAUCUUCGUACAUCGAAGAUACAAUUGACUUUCCCAAUGAACGGGAAACUGGAAACUAUCCCGAAUACGUAACUCACGCGUUCAAAAAAAACAAUCAAGAAAAUGAGUUCAACAAAGUUGAUUCGAACGGUAGUCCUACUACCCUAAUUUUCUGUCUCUCUGCUUUACGGGCUCUUGAUAUCGUAAAGGCUCUUAGGAAACUACAGACAGAAGAAUUUAAAAUUACAAAACUCUUCGGUAAGCAUAUCAAGCUUGACGAACACAUCGAAUACUGCAAAAAUAACAAGAUUGGUAUAGCAGUAGGGACCCCCCAACGUAUACUACAAUUGACAAACGGAAACCUCAACUUUGAUCACUUGAAGUUUGUUAUUCUGGAUUAUACAUUCACUGACAAAAAAUCAUACAACCUUAUCUCAAACAAUGACUGUAAAAAACCUGUCAUGGAGUUUCUCACUCAUCCCUCUCUACUUAAACGUUUAUCAGACAAGACCACCAAAAUCUGUUUCUACUAG
Molecule: messenger RNA, 855 nt
Organism: Schizosaccharomyces osmophilus
Lineage: Eukaryota; Fungi; Ascomycota; Schizosaccharomycetes; Schizosaccharomycetales; Schizosaccharomycetaceae
Gene: cms1
Product: U3-containing 90S preribosome complex subunit Cms1
Exons: 3
Coding region: 1-855 (284 amino acids)
Cellular component (GO): 90S preribosome; nucleus
Source: RefSeq, a predicted model, not a curated record